Molecule: messenger RNA, 522 nt
Organism: Pecten maximus
Lineage: Eukaryota; Metazoa; Mollusca; Bivalvia; Pectinida; Pectinidae
Product: vicilin-like seed storage protein At2g18540
Exons: 1
Coding region: 1-522 (173 amino acids)
Source: RefSeq, a predicted model, not a curated record
AUGGGAACAGGAAAUAAAGGGAAACACAAAAACGAAAGGGAAACAAGUGAAAGAAAUGGGAACACAGAAACGAAAGGGAAACACAGUAAUGAAAGGGAAACACAAAAACGAAAGGGAAACACAGUAACGAAAGGGAAACACAGAAACGAAAGGGAAACACAGAAACGAAAGGGAAACACAGUAAUGAAAGGGAAACACAGGAAAAAAAGGGAAACACAGAAACGAAAGGGAAACACAGUAAUGAAAGGGAAACACAGGAAAGAAAGGGAAACACAGAAACGAAAGGGAAACACAGAAACGAAAGGGAAACACGGGAAAGAAAGGGAAACACAGCAAAAAAGGGAAACAAAUGAAAGAAAUUGGAACACAGAAACGAAAGGGAAACACAGUAAUGAAAGGGAAACACAGGAAAGAAAGGGAAACACAGAAACGAAAGGGAAACACAGAAACGAAAGGGAAACACGGGAAAGAAAGGGAAACACGGGAAAGAAAGGGAAACACAGAAAAAAGGGAAACAAAUGA